AUGUCGCCCAAGUUACCAGUGCCGCCGCUACAGGAGAUCACUCUGUCGUUAGUGGCGAGACAGUUGAUCCACGCCCUGUCUCGUGUUUCAUCUGAAGAAGAUUCCGCGUUGGAGUUCGCUAUGGUCUCCUCGUACUACGAGAGCAUGGGCGCCACCAACGACAUAUUCCAGGAUCUCAUUAACUUAAUACUAAGCUCGGAGUAUUUAGAACCCUCCGUUAGAUACUACACAAUGAAACUACUGCUCAAAGAAAACGUCAAAAGUUUAGCGACUGGAAUCUUUCCUCUCCCCUAUUAUAGGAAGGUCCUUGAGCUCAUUAUGGAGCAAGGCCACCACUUGACUGCUCUCAAUUUGAAAGGAGUGUGGGUUAAGGACGACCACUUGCCAAUAAUGUAUCAGUUGUUGAAAAAUCUUCCUAAUUUAACAUGUUUAAAUAUUCCGUACAUUGCUAACGACGAAGUGCUCAAAUAUAUCGGCAAGUACAAUAAGGUGUUGAAGUUGUUGGACAUUUCUGGUGAAACCGACAUCACAGAGAUCGGUAUAGACGCCAUGUUGACGGGGAACCCGCAACUAACUCAAAGUCUGACUGUGGUAAACAUAGGAAUGUACGGCGAGGAGAACAUUGAUCACACAGACGUCGCUUUAUUAAUACGGCGGCUGCCAAACCUCACUAAUCUUGGCAGUUACUCGUUUGUUGGUAAAUCUGUUUACUCGAUAUACAGGACGGACCCGGAUUUCAAAACAAAGCUCCAGUACAUGCAUGACGUGCAGACUAACAUGCGCACGAUGAAGGCGAUUAUUGCGCUGUGUCCGAUGAUAGAGACCAUUUACCUGGAGGAGCCGGACCAAGGUGUACUGCAGCAGAUCAAAGAGUUGAACAAUGUUACUAAGAUUAAGCUGAAUAAAUUCCAGUGUCACGAACUUCACCAGUUGCUUGAUAAGGUUGGUCACAAGAUAGAAACGUUGAUGCUAUCUGCAUCUACAGGGUCGUUCAACUUUACCAGGGUGGCAGAAACAUGUAGGAAUCUGGAAAGUUUAGAGUUCUAUCAAAUACAAACGGCGACACAUGAAGAAGAGAUACCGUUCAACAAUUUGCAACACAUUGAAAUAAUUCACGGGAACCUGUCGACAUCGUGUCUCAAGUACCUGAUGACUGGUAGUCCUAAGCUAAAGAAAUUGAUUAUCGGCGACGAAAUCAAGUUGGAUGACAAUGAUAUGUCGCGAAUGCUUCGCCGAAACAAAUUCGAGCAUUUGGAAGGCAUUUGGUUCCCCAAUGCGCCGCGGUUGACGAGAGACACAGUCGACCUCUUGAUUGAGUGCUGCCCCAAGCUUACGAGCCUCGGUCAGCUGAGCGGAUGGCAGUUCACUCCUGAUGACAUGAUGCUGAUGAGAGCAAUCACCGCAAGCACCAACACUGAUAUUGUAUUAUCACCCCUGGGGAUAUUCCAACAAGGACGUUAA
Messenger RNA from Spodoptera littoralis (African cotton leafworm), 1461 nucleotides. The record is from the annotation of a GenBank genome assembly. Lineage: Eukaryota; Metazoa; Arthropoda; Insecta; Lepidoptera; Noctuidae.